GGAAGUGCUAAUUUGGCGGGAGCAGUUGAAGAUGGAUGCGCGCAGAGUGAAGCAGAAAGUGAACGCGGGCUUUAAAAUGCGUGGAUUAAUCCUGCGACCCGAGUCCAGCCGGUUCCUGCUGCAGGUUCUGGAGUCCGUCAGUCCGGCAGAGCUGGAGGAGGUUCUGGAGCGGGUUCUAGACUCUGUGGAGAAACAGCCAGGUAAGUUCUACCUGGAGGACCCCAGUGGUACUGUGCAGCUCGACAUCUCAAAGGCACAGUUCCACAGUGGGCUGUACACUGAGAGCUGCUUCGUGCUAGCGGAGGGCUGGUAUGAGGACUCUGUGUUCCACGUCAGUGCGUUCGGCUUCCCGCCUACAGAACCCUCGUCCUUCACCAGGGCGUAUUUCGGCAAUGUGAACUUCUUCGGCGGGCCGUCCAGCACAGCGGUGAAAGCGUCCGCUAAACUGAAGCAGCUGGAGGAGGAGAACGAGGACGCCAUGUUUGUGCUGGUGUCAGACGUGUGGCUGGACAGUGUGGAGGUGCUGGAGAAGAUACACACCAUGUUCUCUGGAUACUCCGCUCUGCCGCCCACCUGCUUCAUCUUCUGUGGGAGUUUCUCCUCGGCUCCGUAUGGCAGGACUCAGCUGCGCUCGCUCAGAAGCAGUCGGUUUGUGUUUGUUCCUGGUCCAGAAGACCCUGGACCCGGCGCGGUUUUACCCAGGCCUCCACUGGCGGAGCACAUCACAGAGGAGUUUCAGCAGCGUGUGCCGCUCUCUGUCUUCACCACCAACCCCUGCAGGAUCCAGUACUGCAGUCAGGAGCUGGUGAUUAUUCGGGAGGAUCUGGUCAAUAAGAUGUGCCGGAACUGUGAGCGUCUGCCGAGCAGCAGCCUGGACAUCCCUACACACUUUGUGAAGACCGUGCUGUCUCAGGGUCACCUGACGCCGCUGCCGCUGUACGUGUGUCCGGUGUUCUGGGCGUACGAUCACACACUCCGCCUGUAUCCUGUACCAGACGUCAUCGUGUUUGCAGACAAAUACGACCCGUUCAACAUCUGCAACACCGACUGCCUGUGCAUCAACCCGGGCUCCUUCCCGAGAAGCGGAUUCUCCUUCAAGGUGUAUUACCCGUCCAGCAGGACUGUGGAGGACAGUAAGCUCCAGGGCCUGUGACCCAGUGGAACGCCCCCCCGCCUCAUCUCUGUUGCCCUCUGUAAAUGUGGAUGUUUUAGGUUGUGUUUCUUACCGUGACGUUUGAUUUUAUGCACUUUUAAAGUACAAUAAAAAAAGAAAAAUUUGAGACGUAAA
This is a messenger RNA of Danio rerio (zebrafish), 1288 nucleotides long. It is a transcript of the gene pole2, whose product is annotated as polymerase (DNA directed), epsilon 2. Lineage: Eukaryota; Metazoa; Chordata; Actinopteri; Cypriniformes; Danionidae. Gene Ontology annotation, molecular function: DNA binding. Gene Ontology annotation, biological process: DNA replication; DNA metabolic process; DNA-templated DNA replication. The record is from RefSeq and is marked provisional. Gene Ontology annotation, cellular component: epsilon DNA polymerase complex; nucleus.